Molecule: messenger RNA, 1909 nt
Organism: Alnus glutinosa
Lineage: Eukaryota; Viridiplantae; Streptophyta; Magnoliopsida; Fagales; Betulaceae
Product: U3 small nucleolar RNA-associated protein 18 homolog
Exons: 1
Coding region: 15-1709 (564 amino acids)
Biological process (GO): rRNA processing
Cellular component (GO): Pwp2p-containing subcomplex of 90S preribosome; small-subunit processome
Molecular function (GO): protein binding
Source: RefSeq, a predicted model, not a curated record
UUGUCUUGUGAAAGAUGAGUUUAAUAUCUCAAAAGAUUCUCCCUAAAAGUAGAGCCAACAAGACAAAAAGGGUGGAUGCUGAUGAGCCUUCAUUUCUGCCAGGGAAUGAAGACACUGAAAAUGGAGAUUUGGAUGUUUUAAGGGUGAAUAAGAGAAAGAAAGAGCGCAAGGAAGAGGAUGAGAAGCUGGUAAUUGAGCAAGAAAGAGAAAUGAAGAAGCUGGAGAACUCUUUGUUUGGUUCUCUAUAUUCCCCUGUUGAGUUUGGGAAGGAAGAUGAGGGCAUUCAAGACAGAGGUGAGAAAGGUUCUGCUUUGUUUUUCAUGGACCGUUCUGCAAAUAGUAUGCUCUCUGUUUAUGAAGAGGAUGGAGAAUUCUCAGAAAGAAGUAAUGAUAAGGAAACUAAGCAAAGAAAACCUGUCUGGGCAGAUGAGGAAGAGCAAAAAACCAAAAUAAAUAUUGCUCAAGUUAACAGAUUAAGGAAACUGAGGAAGGAAGAGGAUGAGAGUUUAAUUUCUGGUUCAGAGUAUGUAUCAAGAUUGAGGGCCCAACAUGCUAAGCUGAACCCCAGAACAGAGUGGGCCCAAUUCGAUUCACGGGCAAAGCAUGAUUCAUCUUUUGAUGAUGAAUCAUCGGAUGAAGAAAAUGGGGCAGUAGUGGCCCGUGGUUUCAAGGAUGUUGAAGUUGUUGAAGAUAUUCUUCGAACAAAUGAAGACCUUGUUGUGAAAAGCAGUACAAAAUUGUUGCCUGGACUUCUUGAAUACUCAAGACUUGUAGAUGCAAAUGUAGAGGAUCCUUCUAAGGGUCCAAUAAAUUCAGUUCACUUCCAUCGAAAUGCUCAAUUGCUACUUGUUGCAGGAUUGGAUCGUGGGCUCAGAUUUUUUCAAAUUGAUGGCAAACGCAAUACCAAGAUACAAAGUAUCUUCCUUGAUGAUUGCCCCGUUCGAAAGGCAACUUUCUUGCCUAAUGGGUCUCAGGUUAUUAUAGCAGGAAGGAGAAAGUUCUUCUACUGCUUCGAUUUAGUAAAAGCAAAAGUCGAUAAAAUAGGUCCCCUGGUUGGCAAGGAGGAGAAAAGCUUGGAACUCUUUGAGGUUUCCCCUGAUUCUAGUACGAUUGCCUUCGUGGGAAAUGAAGGUUAUAUCUUGCUGGUUUCUACCAAAACGAAGGAACUGAUAGGGACACUAAAGAUGAAUGGGACAGUUCGGUCUUUAGCUUUUGCUGAUGAUGGGCAGCAAUUAUUGAGCUCUGGUGGUGAUGGCCAGGUGUACCACUGGGAUUUGCGAACGAGGGCUUGCUUCCAUAAGGGUACAGAUGAAGGUUGCAUGAAUGGUACGGCUCUCUGCACCUCCCCAAAUGGCAAACUAUUUGCAGCCGGUUCAGACAGUGGGAUUGUUAAUAUUUAUAACAGAGAGGAGUUCUUAGGGGGCAAGAGAAAACCUAUCAAGACCAUAGAAAAUCUAACCACCAAAGUGGAUUUUCUGAAAUUUAAUAAUGAUGCUCAAAUAUUGGCUAUUUCUUCUAGCAUGAAGAAGAACAGUUUAAAGUUGAUCCAUGUCCCGUCAUUUACUGUGUUCUCGAACUGGCCUCCACUUAACAAGUCCCUACAUUAUCCACGCUGUUUGGAUUUCAGUCCCGGCGGUGGUUUCAUGGCCAUGGGAAAUGCUGGCGGAAAAGUGUUGUUGUACAAGUUGCAUCACUACCUUCAUGCAUAGAGCGAAUGUGACAUACUGUCUAUAUCUGGUCGCUCUGCCCUGCUUUCAUCCCCGCAUAUCAGAAUCAUCAUUUGCCUGGGGCCCCAAUAUGAACCGAUUGUAUCUCUUCUUUUUCUUUGCUCGGGUUUUUGUUGGGUGAGGUUUCAGAUUAUUAGUGGAUGGAGUAAUGCCCGAAAUUCUUUCUUUAUUUGAGUAAAUCA